UAAAGGAUUCCAUCUAAUAUUUUUUUUCAAUACUUUCAUAUAUUGUAUGUAAAUUUAACGUCAAUUUAUUUGGGUUUCCAAUUAACAGAAUAACAACAUUAACCUUUUUUAACAAACUGCAUCGUUGAAUUGAUUGACUAUCAAUUUUAUUCACUUUGUACGGUCUAAACUUGCACGCGCUGUGAGUUAUAUCAAAGAAAACGGCUAACAUCCAGCUUCACUAAACCUCUUCUGAUAAGCGUAAACAAAACAUUUGGACACUGCUUAGCUGUCAAACGAUUACACGAUAACUACACUUGGCAAAAACACAACGGAAAACCCAAUUACUUCAUUUUGAGUUUUUCCACUUAUGAUCAGGUUUUGAUAUGAUUUACUCCAAUGUGCGUCAUAAUGAGUCUAGCUGACUAUGACAACAAAAUGCAACAGCUGAUCGGAGAUACCAAUACGUACCGACAGAUCAACCAUGACCCGACGGGCCGGUAUGAGCGGAAAAACAACAGCAUCGUACAGAGGCUGUAUGCGCUUCAGCUUAUAGAUGUCCGAACCAAACACACACUCACAAGCUACAACGCGGUGUGCCCACGGAUAUACGGACAGCCUAAAGCACACAAGGCGAACCUGCCGCUCAGACCAGUGGUUCCCAACACAACUUCUCCCACGUACCAAUUGAGUAAGUACAUCGCCGGCAUACUUCAACAAUCUUUCACGAGUGAAUACAAUGCCGUCGAUUCAAAAACGUUCUGUGCGUACGUCAACCAGUUGGUAAUACCAGCAGACCAUGUACUGGUGUCGUUCGAUGCAAUAUCUUUAUUCACGAACGUCACUAAAGAAGUUGUUAUUCGUGACAUUAUCAUGAUGUGGGACCAAAUACGGGACAACACCACUAUAAACCUGGACCUUUUUCUCGAAAUAGUAGACUUUUGUAUCGGCGCUAGCUUCUUUUGUUUCCGGCAAAAGUACUACCUCCAAACUUCGGGAACGGCGAUGGGAAGCCCGUUAUCUCCGAUAUUGGCAGAUAUUGUGAUGGAAAAUUUGCUAUCAAAAGCAAUCCGAAUGGCCAACAUUUCCCCACAAUUCAUUCGGAAAUAUGUGGAUGAUUUGUUUCUGGUGUUGCAUAAAGACCAAAUAGAUGCUGUUUUGGCGGCUUUCAACUCGCUAAACCCGAAAAUCACCUUCACAGCAGAAGUGGAAGUAAACGGUCAACUACCCUUCCUCGACCUGCUGGUGAUAAGACAGGAAGAUGGCAGCGUCAAAACUGAUUGGUACGCAAAACCAAUUUCGUCAGGUCGAAUUUUGAAUUACUUUUCGUUUCAUUCAACCGACCAAAAACUUGCGGUGGUAAACAACUUCAUUGACCGGGUCCGCAGUUUGAGCACCAUCCGCACUAGAGAACAACAAGAUCAGCUGAUCCACCAACACCUACACAAAAACGAUUACCCCCACACCCUCAUCAACCGACUGCUACAUCAACCACGACGAUCCGAGGAUACAGACAAACCGGCUGUCUAUCGAUCGAUUCCGUACAUCCACGGUCUAACACCGGCAAUCAAAAAGAUCAUCAGCAACAGUGGGCUGGUUAUGGGCAUCUCUCACAGCAACAAAAACACUGUCGGGAAUUUGUACAGAAGCGCCAAGGACCCCAUACCGGCGCUCAACAAAAACAACGCUAUAUACAGAAUUGACUGUAGAGACUGUCCCAGUACCUACAUCGGGAUGACCACCAACAAGCUGCGCACUCGCAUGUAUGGCCACCAAACCCACGUCAACACUCUCGAAGCCAGAUUAGCAGAAGGUUACCACUAUACUGAUCCGGAAAUCCAGCAGCUGCAAGAGAAAUCGGCACUGAUGGACCACUGCAUCAACCACCAACACCGCUUCAACAUCCAACAACCCACCAUUGUCGAUAUCACCUACAAGAGUCAAGCUCUGCAAGUGUUGGAAAUGUGCCAUAUAGCGACGACUUCCAACACGGUCAAUCAUCGGACAGACACCGAUAACUUAAGCUGUGCGUACGCAAAUCUACUCUCGACGAUCAAAAACCGAAGAGAAGAGAGAAAUGCGUCGUCUACCACUAACCGAUAUCGACAAAAUACAAACGAUCUAACCACCCAACUAACACAAACAAAUCCGAUCACCCUGACACCGCCAACUAUUAACACCCCACAGUAAUCCCAUCCCGGCCCGCACGAACAGAAGUGUUCCCAAAGUGCCAAGUGUUGUGACUCGAACUGUGUACCCACCCACCAUUUCAAUCGAGGUGCUAGGGUCCAAGUAUGAUCGAAUGUAAUUUGAACCCAUAUCUAGAAUAACCAAAUUUUCCAAUCGCAGUGAAACAAGUGCGGUGCAGAGAAGAAAACGACAUUCCGCCGUGUGAUCAACACGAAUUGGAAACAAGUUGAUUCACAUCGAGCCCUGAUGAAGAUCCCAACCACAGGAUCGAAACGUUGGCAAUGAUCUAAAAUAAUCAACGCUUUUCUGUGACUGAAAGCCGAAAAAUACCAAGUUUUACGUAAA
Molecule: messenger RNA, 2514 nt
Organism: Aedes albopictus (Asian tiger mosquito)
Lineage: Eukaryota; Metazoa; Arthropoda; Insecta; Diptera; Culicidae
Exons: 2
Coding region: 379-2169 (596 amino acids)
Source: RefSeq, a predicted model, not a curated record